GCUCUCCGGCCGGGCCUGGGGCCGCCCGGCCCGGCGGGGAUCUGUAGGGAACCGAGGGCGCAGCCUCGCCGCCUCCCCCGGACUCUCCUCUCCGCCCCGCCUGCGUCGCGCCCCCACCACCUCCUCCAGAGAGGGACCUCGGGAGAGGCAGCCCGUGGCCGGCAGGGCUCCGCUCUGCGCGGCGCCGGCAGCGGCGGGGGCAGGGAGCCAACGAGGGAGCCUGCGAGCCCGUGAGCGGAGCGGCGAGGCGGGGUCGCCGAGCUAACUCCAAGCUGGUGUGCCAAGUAUCGGCGCAGUUCCCGGCCCGAGAGCUGGAGUCACCAUGGCGGCUGGAGUUGCAGCCUGGCUGCCCUUCGCCCGGGCUGCGGCCAUUGGGUGGAUGCCCGUGGCCAACUGCCCCAUGCCCCUGGCCCCGGCCGACAAGAACAAGCGGCAGGAUGAGCUGAUCGUCCUCAACGUGAGCGGGCGGCGCUUCCAGACCUGGAGGACCACGCUGGAGCGCUACCCGGACACGCUGCUGGGAAGCACCGAGAAGGAAUUCUUCUUCAACGAGGACACCAAGGAGUAUUUCUUUGACCGGGACCCGGAAGUGUUCCGCUGCGUGCUCAACUUCUACCGCACGGGGAAGCUGCACUACCCGCGCUACGAGUGCAUCUCGGCCUACGACGACGAGCUGGCCUUCUACGGCAUCCUCCCCGAGAUCAUCGGCGACUGCUGCUACGAGGAGUACAAGGACCGCAAGCGCGAGAACGCCGAGCGGCUCAUGGACGACAACGACUCGGAGAACAACCAGGAGUCCAUGCCCUCGCUCAGCUUCCGCCAGACCAUGUGGCGCGCCUUCGAGAACCCGCACACCAGCACCCUGGCCCUGGUCUUCUACUACGUGACUGGCUUCUUCAUCGCCGUCUCGGUCAUCACCAACGUGGUGGAGACGGUGCCCUGUGGCACGGUCCCCGGCAGCAAGGAGCUGCCGUGCGGCGAGCGCUACUCGGUGGCCUUCUUCUGCCUGGACACGGCCUGCGUCAUGAUCUUCACGGUGGAGUACCUCCUCCGGCUCUUCGCGGCGCCCAGCCGCUACCGCUUCAUCCGCAGCGUGAUGAGCAUCAUCGACGUGGUGGCCAUCAUGCCCUACUACAUCGGCCUGGUCAUGACCAACAACGAGGACGUGUCCGGGGCCUUCGUCACGCUCCGGGUCUUCCGCGUCUUUCGGAUCUUCAAGUUCUCGCGCCACUCCCAGGGCCUGCGGAUCCUGGGCUACACCCUGAAGAGCUGCGCCUCGGAGCUGGGCUUUCUCCUCUUCUCCCUCACCAUGGCCAUCAUCAUCUUUGCCACUGUGAUGUUUUACGCCGAGAAGGGCUCCUCCGCCAGCAAGUUCACAAGCAUCCCAGCCUCUUUUUGGUACACCAUUGUCACCAUGACCACACUGGGAUAUGGAGACAUGGUGCCCAAGACAAUUGCAGGAAAGAUCUUCGGCUCCAUCUGCUCCCUGAGUGGUGUUCUGGUCAUUGCUCUGCCAGUCCCUGUGAUUGUUUCCAACUUCAGCAGGAUUUACCACCAGAAUCAGAGAGCCGAUAAACGCAGGGCACAAAAGAAGGCCCGCCUUGCCAGGAUCCGUGUGGCCAAAACAGGAAGUUCCAAUGCUUACCUGCACAGCAAGCGCAACGGGCUCCUCAAUGAGGCUCUGGAACUGGCGGGCACCCCAGAAGAGGAGCACGUGGGCAAGACCACAUCGCUCAUCGAGAGCCAGCACCACCACCUGCUGCACUGCCUGGAAAAGACCACUGGGUUGUCCUAUCUUGUGGAUGAUCCCCUGUUAUCUGUACGAACCUCCACCAUCAAGAACCAUGAGUUUAUUGAUGAGCAGAUGUUUGAGCAGAACUGCAUGGAGAGCUCAAUGCAGAACUACCCAUCCACAAGAAGUCCCUCACUGUCCAGCCACCCAGGCCUCACAACCACCUGCUGCUCCCGUCGUAAUAAGAAGACCACACACCUUCCCAAUUCUAACCUGCCAGCAACUCGCCUACGCAGCAUGCAAGAGCUCAGUACGAUCCACAUCCAGGGCAGUGAGCAGCCCUCCCUCACUACCAGUCGCUCCAGCCUUAAUUUGAAAGCAGAUGACGGACUGAGACCAAACUGCAAAACAUCCCAGAUCACCACAGCCAUCAUCAGCAUCCCCACUCCCCCAGCGCUAACCCCAGAGGGGGAAAGUCGGCCACCCCCUGCCAGCCCGGGCCCCAACACGAACAUUCCUUCCAUAGCCAGCAAUGUUGUCAAGGUCUCUGCCUUGUAAAACCACUGGACAGAAAGCCACAUGGGGUAGAGGGAGUGAAGGGGGCUGGCAUGUUGGUGGGUGGCCAGUGGGACCACUCCCUCCCCCAUUCUCCACUAUUUCUGCCUGCCCCAUUGCACCCCUAGCACUGAGAAGGAAAAAGAGGCAGCAAGGGGCACCCAUGGUCCCCACUGCUGACCUGGACAUAGCCCUGUGAUACUGCAUCUCACUGGGGCCAGAGAAAGGGAGGGAGGGGAAGGGUAGGGGACGGGCGGUGGGGGGAUAGGCUGCCUGUCAAGGCAGGUCCUGGAAGGGGAGCCUCAGACCAAAUGACAAUUGUUUCUGGAGUCCCCAGUGAGGAAACUAUAAGACCAAGAGCAGCAGAGGCCAAGAGGUCACAUGCAAAACAGGAAGAAAAUAUAACACUGUGUAUUUAAGCACCUUUUUCAAGGCUCUUAAUGGAUAAUAUUUAUUCAUGGGAAAAGGUGGAAAACAAAAACACCAACGGAUUUUUGUGAAAUGUUUUUCUCCAUGGACCCAACAUCUUUGAACCAAAACAAUGCAUUUUGUGAGGGUUUGUUUGUUUUUUGUUUUUUCCUUCCUUUUAUAGCAAAAGCUUUCAGGCUCUAAGUCAGUUAUAGCUGAGUUCUUUCUCCAUUCUCCCAGGUGGGUGAGGUCAACUGAGUCUGGGCCCUCAUUGCCCAGCUGACCUGCACAGAGCUGCCAACUGACCAUACAAUAACCCUAUGCUCUGUCUGUCCCUGUCUCCUUUGUCUCUGUACCUUUCUGCUUCCCCCUGGCUGUUUUUCUCUGAGUCCAACCAUCUGUCUCUACAUGGAUCCAGUGAUCCUGAGAUGUGCUAGUAAAGCCUUCUCUGUCACUGCCAAGUAUUACAGACUUGUGCCUGGGAGUUACAUCUGAGUGAAUGCAAAUUACAAAGAAGAAGGAAUGAAGCAAGAAUGGGGAGAGUUUCGGGAUGAGGCCAGUCCACCUAUGAACAAAGAUGUUUCCCUUGUCAUUGGAACCACUAGUAUUUGCAAUUGCUCUUUCUGGGGAAGAGAGGAAAUGGUCAGAUUUAUCACACUGAGAUCUUGAAAAAGGAAAAGCCAACUUCUGGGAAGCCAUCAUCUCUAGUGUACCUGUGAAGAGAGGACAGAAGACUCCAGGACUCACAGCUGCAGCCAUCCCUUUGGCACCUGGUGUCUAUUCUUCAUGUCAGGAUCCACCAUAAGUCCAUCAGGAGCUCUGCAAAAAGGCCCCAUGAGCAGUUUCUUCCAGAAAGGACAGCAUAAUGGACAAGAGUCUUCUGACUUACCUCCAGCCUGAGGCAACUCCCACAUAGAGGUGGCAGGUUAAUCCUGUGCCUCAUGAAAGAUGUUUCAAAGCAUGAAAUCAAAUUAGAGAUUCUUUCCUGGUCUGAAAGAUGCCUUGGGUCUGAAGCAUCUUCAGGCCUGAUCUCUGAAGAUAGCUGCAAUGGGGAAGAAGCUGAUUGCCUCCAUACCAAUGAGGGAAUGAAGAUUAUUUCUUGAAAACCUGGACAGCUUUUUUGUUCUAGUUUGCAUCCUGGUGGGGCUGGGAACAGCAUUUCUAGAAUCCUCCUAACCAUUUUCAUCACUUAAAGCAGAGCAGGUGGGCCUCAGGGUUAGUGACAAGCCCUUUCCUGCCCUCCUCAAUCCCCAGCUACCCUACUGCAGCCUCUGUAGCCUGGGCACUGAAAUGCACAAGCUUCCCCGGAACUCCUCAUCCAUUCUGUAGCUUGGAGUUUAACUGUUUAACUGUAGACCAAGAAUUUCUCUGCCCACCACAGUCAUCUAGAUGAGUUUCACCAGCUAGGAACCUAAAAACUCUCUCUGUGGGCUUCCUUCUGACCCCAGUUCAAACGACCCUGUAGGCAGAAGUCAAUGGAUUUUGAGGUAACCAGGAGGUAAGCAGAAGAUCAGAGGAGAGCCUUCUUUCAAUCCUCAUAUCCUUGUGCUUAUCCUCACUACCCAAUGAUAGUCCUUUCUCUGGGUCUGGCCUCAAGAAUUUCCCCUUAACAUGGGAAUGGGGUGGCUCCUGUCUUUGCAGCUUUGGUUUAAGAAAGCAGAAAAGUAUUACCAUACAACUAUGGAGGCAUAUGUGUGCAUACAACACACCACCAACCUAAACAUAUCUGAAAAUAAAUAAAUCCAACCAUGUCAUACACACAUCUCAUCAUGAAAGGCAGAGAACCAAGCCAGAUUCCCAUUUAGAAGGCAGGCAAAGGACUAAGAACUUUCUCUUGAAUCCAUGGAUAAUGGAACAAAGUAGGAAUUCCUAAGGACAUUAUACAUCCUAAAAACUGAAUGGGGUAAAGGAUUGAGAAGUAAAUAGGCACAAGGUUGCAUAUACAAAUUGCCUGUGUUUCAUUUAAGGUCAUUACAGUAUUAAGAAUAAUGACUGAUUUAACCAAGAAUCUACAUGUCACUUUUGAUACUACACCAAAGGGAGUAUGUUAGUGGUCCUUACAAAAUUAAUUUUAAUUGAUGUUCCAAUUCCCCAUGUUUUAUUGACCCUAAGGAAUUGAAUGUUUUAUGUUGCUUCAUUUUCAUUUCCAAAAUCCACAUCAUGACACUUCCUAAUGAUCAUUAGACCAUUCCCUUCAUUUCCACCUUUCUUUGCAGCAUUAGUCAGUGAUGGGUGACCCACCUUACCUCUAGUCCAAAGUUGUUAACCCAGGAAAAUGGCUCACCUACACAAUAGAAUAUAGCCAGGCUACACUGCUAAAGGGUAUUUUAAAAUAAACACACCAUCAAAAUGUACUGAAUCAGCUUAAUAAGUCUUAACUAUUGACUAGCAACUGAAAAACCAGGAAAUCAGUUUUCUGAAAACCAACAGCUUUUUGAUACAAUGAUGUUGAGCUUCUUUAGUUUGUGAACCACUGUAGCUUAAUAGAAAGUUCCCAAAAUCACUUUUCCCACUCAUGGUUUUUGAGGUAACCAGGAGGCAUUGAGGGCAGGAGGGUUUAAAAAAAAACACUACAUUCAAAUAUGUCAACUGAGUGGAAACAGAAAAUACAGUAGAGUAUAUCAAACCUAGAAGAGACUAGGUCUAAUUGAAUGAAUAUCUAAUUCAUUUUAUAGUAUAGAAAGAUGAGACCCAGAGAAAUGGAUUUGCUCGAGGCCAUGCAGUCAGUUAAUGACAGAAUUGGGACCAGAAGUGUAGUCCUUUGGCUAAUGCUUCCUGCCCCCCACCCCCCAACACACACAUUGCCUCCCAGAAGCAAUGCUUUGGAGAUGACCCAUGAAAGACUCCAUGCUAGAAUUAGAGAGUCUUGUAAAUAGAAAUACUUCUUGGACACAGCCCUUGGAAAUUCUCUGACAGUGCUAAUACAAAUUGUACUCUAGAAGUUACCAUUUCCUGGGUAGAACCAUCUAUGGACCACCAACUCUGACAGAAACAGAUAAUAGUCAAGGGUUUUUUUGAGUCAGAUGUCUUUUCUCAAUGAAGAGAAGGCUAGGAUGAUACCAUUUCAAAGCAUACCUUUCCUUAUGUUCCUGAUAACAAUGUCUAAAACCUUGAUUCAGAGAGAUGAAACAGACUCAUCCACGUUCAUAUGGCAAGUUAGUGGCAGAACCACAAUUCAAUUCAGGACCUAAACAUCUUGACCUGAGAUUUUUUUUUCUAUUUUAUAUUUAAAAAUAUAAGGCUUGCUUAUAUUUUUAAAACCUGGUUUUCAAGGGUGGUGAUUAGGGGAGAAAAUAUUUCAUUCAGAACCACCCUGAGGAAUCAGGACUUCUAGAAGCUAACUAUUAUUUUUCCCUAAUCCCCUAUUUUCCUAAGUAGUGUCAAGCUCAGGACUAAUUGUACAGAACCCUUUUCAAGAGACCAAUAGAUAUUCUCAAUGACAGCUGAACACAUUAGUCUACAAUAACACAGAAUUUAAAAAGAAAGUGGUUAAUACUCAUCCAUGAUUAACCAAAACCACAUGUGGAUAUGCUGAGGACUUUAUCCAGGUUUUUUUCCUGCAGUUCAGGAUUAUGUCAAGUAGGGAAUGUAUACAUUAAAACAUUAUAUACCUAGAUUUUUUUUCGGUCUUUUUAAAAUUUUGCACAGUAGUUGUUGAAAUUGAGCUAACACUAGAAUUGAGGUUAUUAAUGAAUUUCAGGCAUUUACCCCCCUCACUUUAAUUACCAGGUAACAUAAGACAGAAGGAUCCCAACACUGUUAAUUUAAGACAAUAUUAGUAUCCCUCUAUACUAGUCAGCAUGGUUACCAUGAUAACAGAAACCUGAGAAACUUUAAUUUUUCCCUUUUUGGUUUCCUAAUGAAUUCUUGUUAUUUGCAAAGCUUUAAAAUGAUUGGAUGAAGAAAAAAUACUGUUUUGACCCAUGACCCUUGGAGUGUUUCCCAAACGGAAUCAUGAAGAGCAUCAUUAGAACUAAAAGAAAGUGGCUAUCAGAAAAUGAAAGCAGCUUUAAAGGGAUUUCUUAUAAGUCUUGUUUUCUAUUUAGGAUGUUCUACGUUUUUUCUCAUCAAAUGUGGGAAUGACAUUAUCUUAGCAGGUUACUUUACUACACUGGCUGAUAUCAAUCACUCUAACCAGUGUAGGGCACUGACCCAAGUCCUGGGGGUGGGGGUGGGAGGCCCUCGGACCAAUGGACUAUUUUACAAACCUGGGAGGUGGGAGGGAUGGUCUAUUUUUGAUAAUCAGACAUUCCAGUAUGUUUUCCUUAGAGGUCACAUUCUCCCAUUGUUAUUGUGAAAAACAUCAAUUGUGAUUUUUUUUUCUAUUUUCGUAUAAUAAAUGAGCUUUGCUUAAACAACAUCACAUAGCAAAGAAAUAUACUGUACAAAACUGCAGGAAGAUAAACGUGAAAACUUUCUAUGGGAAAAUGACUCUUGAGUUUCCUGUCGUCUUCUUUUGAAACUGUAGUGCAUAUGUUACAACAUGUAUAUCAUUUACAGUAUUGAGUCGUGUGCCACUGCUAUACCUGAUGUAUCCAAAUCUGGAUUAAACUAUGUGCCACAAACCCUGA
Messenger RNA from Ictidomys tridecemlineatus (thirteen-lined ground squirrel), 7266 nucleotides. It is a transcript of the gene Kcnd3, whose product is annotated as potassium voltage-gated channel subfamily D member 3. Gene Ontology annotation, cellular component: dendritic spine; neuronal cell body; voltage-gated potassium channel complex. Gene Ontology annotation, biological process: protein homooligomerization; action potential; potassium ion export across plasma membrane. The record is from RefSeq and is a predicted model, not a curated record. Gene Ontology annotation, molecular function: protein binding; A-type (transient outward) potassium channel activity. NCBI's taxonomy places the organism in Eukaryota, Metazoa, Chordata, Mammalia, Rodentia, Sciuridae.